Molecule: messenger RNA, 1652 nt
Organism: Etheostoma spectabile (orangethroat darter)
Lineage: Eukaryota; Metazoa; Chordata; Actinopteri; Perciformes; Percidae
Gene: acaa2
Product: acetyl-CoA acyltransferase 2
Exons: 10
Coding region: 237-1427 (396 amino acids)
Biological process (GO): fatty acid beta-oxidation
Cellular component (GO): mitochondrion
Molecular function (GO): acetyl-CoA C-acetyltransferase activity
Source: RefSeq, a predicted model, not a curated record
GCGUGACAUUAAUGUUUUUUUUUUAAAGAUUUUAAUAAUGUCUUAGUUUGAAUUUACAUGUAACGUUUCUGUCGAAUCUUGCUGGACGAGUGUAAAGUUAGCAGCUGCACUGUACUGUGUUCUCUCUCAUCCAUUUAUAGGGGAAAGGUCGCAGGAAUCAGGUUUAUAAUCAUCACGGACUGAUUCAGAGUGCCACGAGAAGAAGUUUGAUCCUGCUGGUUUGUUGAUUCUGCAUCAUGGCGCUUCUCAGAGGUGUGUUUGUUGUAGCUGCCAAGCGCACUCCGUUUGGUACCUAUGGUGGCGUGCUGAAGGAUCACAGUGCAACAGACUUGGCUGAGCAUGCAGCCAAGGCUGCCCUUGCUGCAGGGAGCGUGGCACCAGAACUUGUAAACAGUGUCAUCAUGGGAAAUGUCAUGCAGAGCUCAGCUGAUGCACCCUACAUUGCUCGUCAUGUGGGUUUAAGGUGUGGUGUUCCCAUCCCAGUGCCUGCUCUUACUGUGAACAGACUGUGUGGAUCUGGCUUCCAGUCCAUUAUCAAUGGCGCUCAAGAGAUUUGCCUUAGGGAGUCAGAGGUGGUUCUGUGCGGAGGCUCAGAAAGCAUGAGCCAGGCUCCAUAUGCUGUUCGCAACAUACGAUUUGGUACAAAGUUUGGAGUCGAUCUCAAGCUAGAGGACACCUUGUGGGCGGGUCUGACUGACCUGCAUGUCAAAAUCCCAAUGGGCAUCACAGCAGAAAACCUGGCAGAGAAAUACCAGAUUACACGAGAAGAAGUUGACAACUAUGCAUUCCAGACGCAACAAAAGUGGAAGGCCGCUCAUGAGGCUGGUUACUACACAGCAGAAAUUGCUCCGAUUGAUGUGAAAACUAGAAAAGGCAAGGUGUCCAUGGCUCAGGAUGAACACCCUCGUCCACAGACAACACUAGAACAGUUAGCCAAGCUGCCACCUGUCUUCAAGAAGGGAGGGACUGUUACUGCUGCCAAUGCUUCAGGUGUAUCUGAUGGUGCUGCCUGUGUGGUGAUUGCGAGUGAAGAUGCGCUGAAUGAACACAAGCUCACUCCACUGGCCAGAAUUGUGGCCUAUCAUGUGUCAGGCUGUGACCCGAGCAUUAUGGGAAUUGGUCCCGUUCCAGCAAUCACAGAAGCUCUUAAAAAAGCCGGACUGACUCUCAACGACAUGGAUCUUGUGGAGGUGAACGAGGCUUUUGGUGCUCAGUACCUGGCUGUUGCUAAGUCUCUUGGACUGGAUCCAGCGAAAAGCAACGUAAACGGUGGAGCUAUUGCCAUUGGACAUCCUCUCGGGGCUUCUGGAGCACGUAUCACUGCCCACCUGGUUCAUGAGCUCAGGCGACGAGGAGGCAAGUAUGCUGUUGGCUCUGCCUGCAUCGGUGGUGGUCAGGGUAUCGCCAUCGUCCUUGAAAAGUACUGACCAAAAUAGGUGCCAAUAUCAGAGGAAUUCCUGUAGAAGAAUGUCUUGUCCCACCGUCUACUGGCAUGAAAUAAAACUCAGGUCAUUCUUGCUAAAAAGAGAUUUCCUUCAUGUACAGAUCAAUGGCAAAAUUUAUCUUACAAUGAGGUACUGCUGGUCUUUUUUUCCCUGGCACACAAUAAAACUCAACAUUCUUUUUUUGCUGUUACUCCUUUCAGCCUAUAU